UGUUUCUGUAUGAAAAUAUUGAUCGUGGGGAAAAAAGAUUGUCAAGGAUGUUGGAGUCAAGUUAAAGUGUUAAGAUGAUGAGUUGGUACGAAAUGAUGAAGUCUUCAUUUCACGUGGACCACCUCUUAAUCACAGACUGAUCAAAGCUCGGGGUCCUCGUCCACUCUCCUCCCUCAUGUCCCCUCCUCCCUCUUCUCUCCUCCCCCGUCCCUCCUCCUCUAUUAACGGACUAACCGACGACGCUGUGGAUGGGUGGUUGUGAAGGGACUAACCCCAAAGAGGAGAGAGGAGAGAGGAGAGAGGAGAGGAGGGGAACAAACGAUUCCUCCUUUGUUUUUUAAACACAAUUUACUGCAGAGGAGAGGGAGAAAAGAAAAGAGAGGCGGGGGAGAAAAGAGGAGGGGAGGCGUGUGAGGAAGAGUCGGUAACUUUUUCCACGGGCUGUGUCAGUGGUGGAGAAGUGUGGGAAGGAGCAGCAACAGUUUGAAAGUUGCCGUGACUUGGGAACCAGAGAAGCUAACGCUCAUCUCUGCUCCGGAGCUCGUUAGGGUUCAGCUUUAACGCCGGGGUUUUUUUAAAUGAAGAAUAAAGCAACACCAUGACUUUGUCUUUUAGGUUUUAUUUCUGAGUUUUAAAAAGCAACCGCGGCGGCAGCAGCACAGAGGAGCAAAGAAGCUUAGGAGAAACCGGUUCUCCCUGGUCUCCUGACGCCGCUUUUGUGUUUUUCCUGUUUGACAGAACAGACGUUGAGGAGCUCAGCUCAGCUCAGCAAACACUCAGAGGUGAACUGCACUGAUGGACUUGAGAUAGCGUCAGCAGAAGUUUUACCUCAGACACCAACGUCGGACGACCCCACACCCCAACAGAUUCAGCCGCUAUGGCAGAUCCGACUGGGUUGAGCCCCGAGGGGACGGGAGCAGGAACAGUCGAGGUCGACUGCAGUUUGGAGAUUGAGAGGAAGUAUGACAUCAUCCCUGCUGUCAUCUGCUCCAUGUGUUGCCUCUUUGGCAUCAUCUACUGCUUCUUUGGUUACCGCUGUUUCAAGGCCGUCAUGUUUCUCUCAGGCCUCAUGUUUGGCUCCAUCAUCAUUUUCUUGCUGUGCCACAAAGAGCACGUGCUGGACACCCAGCUGAGCGUGGAGGCCAGCGCCGGGAUCGGCCUCGGCAUUGGCCUGCUCUGCGGUCUGGUCACCAUGCUGGUGCGAAGCGUGGGUCUCUUCAUGACCGGUCUGCUGUUAGGUCUCCUCCUGGCCCUCGCUGCUCUGCUGGUCACUCAUCAGUUCUACACUCCGACCACAGUCUGGGUGCCGCUGGGUGUUCUUCUGGGAACGGGCAUGCUGUUCGCCGUGCUGACGCUGCAGUGGCAGAAAUUCUUCACCAUCCUCUCCACGGCCGUGUUCGGGGCGGCCAUCAUGACGGUGUGUGCUGACUACUUUGUGGAGAUGCUGGCCCUGGUCACACAUGUGUACGAAUGUCUGCGCCUCACGCCUGGGCCUCCUCUCUGCUGGUACAGCUGGGUCAUUCUGGGGAUCUGGCCUGCCCUCAGCCUCAUUGGAGUGCUGGUGCAGUGCAAACUGACUGGAGACAACUUCUCACACACUGACGUUGUCAUUAGUCGGCGACAGAAGAGAGUCCAGCUGAUGCGGAUUCGGGAGAAGGACGCCAAGAAGCGACAGCAGGCAGGUGGGCAGGAAGGCACAUACCGCCGUAAAGCCACCCCAGUGAAACGUUACGCUGGGGAUCUACUGGCGCCGAGCUACCUGCAAAGUCUGCGGGACAGACAGAUGGGCACAGGAACUUCCCUUAGCAGCUUGGGCACCGCCAACCACACCAUGAUCGACCUGGAGUACGACACGGGCUCCACCGUGCCCCUCACAGCCACAACACCAGUCGUCAGGGUCUGAGCCACGAGGAGAUGAGAAAGAACUGAAGAACGCUCUCUGGAACGCCACUGAGUCUCCUCGAAGGAGAGCAGAACACCAACUGCUCAGACUGACUCCUAGCAAGGAUGCUACAAUGCUGGGGGAAAACCAUUGCUGCUUUUUUGGUGUUGAGAAGGACCAUGUGUCAGACCCCAGCUUUGAAAAUAGUACAACCACUAAAACCACUUUGUUUCUCACAGAAACAUUUAAAAACAACAGACGCUGACAGAGUGAGGUCCAUAGUUUCCCUUCAAUCAUGUACUGAGUCCACAAACAGCAAAAUUGAGCCUUAAAAAAAACUCAUCGCUCAUCUCUUUUGGUAGUGAAUAUGACAAAUCAGUGUGUUUGACAUUUUACACGUACUGUACUUUAAAGAGUUAGUCGCCAUGAAGUGUUUUGUUUUGUACCUGACUGUUUAACUGUGUGGCCGUAGGAUUGAUCAUUUUAAACUUUUUUUUUUUUUUUAGAUAACGUGCUGUGAGACAAAGUGAAGUAAAACUAAUAAACCUUUUAAAUUCAAGAGAUUUUAAAGCAGUUUUCCAGCAGUACUCAGAAAUCCUGUGACUUUUUUUUUAGUGUUAUGCAGUUUAGCAGAAUACAGAGAGAUGGAGAAGUUGGCCUUUGACUGUGGAUUAAAAUGUUUUAUUUAUUUCAUGUAUUAGCCAUGUACUUGAUAGAGUUUCAAAAAAGGUAAAACUAAAAAACACGGCAUGUUUUUAUGUAUUUGUAGAUUUUUGUCCCACUUGACUGUUGUCUUUUUGUCUCACAGGAACACUGCACUUGUUGCCUGGAUUUGUACAAAGCUGUUGAUACGAUUUUAAAGAUGAAUAAAUGUGUUUGAUAUAAAA
Messenger RNA from Cynoglossus semilaevis (tongue sole), 2769 nucleotides. Its product is annotated as transmembrane protein 198-like. The coding region runs from base 878 to 1903 and encodes 341 amino acids. Lineage: Eukaryota; Metazoa; Chordata; Actinopteri; Pleuronectiformes; Cynoglossidae. The transcript is spliced from 5 exons. The record is from RefSeq and is a predicted model, not a curated record. Gene Ontology annotation, cellular component: plasma membrane.